CUGCGCCUGCCCCCGCUGCUCUGCUCCGCCCCGCCCCGAGCUGGGCCUGAGCGGGGUAUGGCGCCGGCCUUCGCCUGAGGAGCUGGGCCGCAGGGGGGGGGGGAGCAGCAGCCGCCCGCCCUCGCCGCGCCGCCAUGGAGGAGGACCCAGAGCUGGAGAGGAAAGCUGUGGAAGAGUUACUUAAAGAGGCAAAACGUGGGAGAACCAGAGCUGAAACAAUGGGAGCUAUGGGUUGGUUGAAAUGUCCUCUUGCUGGUACAAAUAAAAGAUUUCUUAUUAAUACCAUCAAAAACACGUUACCAUCUCAAAAAGAACAAGACCAAGAACGCGAGCAAAAGGAAGACAGUAAGGAGCCUGAGCCAAACAAAAGUAGGAAAGAAGAAAAACCAAAGAAACACAGAAUUCACCCAUAUACACCCAGCUUUCAGUCCAGAAGGAGAGUCAGCUGCUCUCCUCCGAGGCACCAAAACAGGAACCAGCACACAAAGGAUAAGCAUGAAAAGCAAUCAAGCAAACGAUGAGGAGAGUGACGAAUACGUGUUGUUAUAAGCCAGGAAUGUCAUUAAGUGUCGGACUGCAGGGAUGUCUCAGUUUUUCAGGAAAAGAUGCUGUUCAAAAUUGAAUUUUGAACUGAGUUGCUUGUGUGAGAAGUAACCUUGAGGUAGAUUUAGAAAACUUUUCUUCAGGUCCUUUAAGAGAAAAAUAAAGUGCAGCAUAAACUUUUCAGUUGUUUUAGAACAGACAUUCCUUUCCCUUUGCUCCAUUCCUGUCUCCCCUUCUGACUAAGCUUAGGGUCUUGGUGAUGGAGCGUGAUACGCGUGUCACUGUCUGAUACAACUCGUUUAGUCCUGUCACUCUUUUGGAAAGAAAUUUAAAUUAAGCAGAGAUUUAUUUAUUGUGUAAAGUUGGCAGAACUUCUUUGCUGCUAACAAAUAAAGAAGUUUUGCAUGUUUAGGUUAGUUUAGUUUUACAGAACCUAGAAGAAGGGAAAGCUGGUCAGUCCCUGGCCAAGCACGUACAUUAUGUACAGAAUAUGAGUGUUUGCUUUCUUUAGUAUAAAAGGAACAAAUUUAAAAUGGGCAACGCUGGUUUUGCUUUCCGGGAGGAACUACCAGGAAAUACUGAUUUCUCUUGUUAUUGUAUAUUCAGAGACCUGUCAUAGAUAAUAAUAAACAUUACCCCUAAAAAGCCAUAACUGCAAUAAUUGUCUCUGUUUAGACUUCCCUCUGUAAGGAAGUAGUUUGAACAGUCUGUUGUCAUGGUGCUUUCAGAACAAACCUUGAAGUCAAGAUUGUCAUGUUCUCUGUCCUCUGCUAGAAAGUUUCCAAGUAAGUGUGUAAUACUAGAAAUACAGAGGUGAUACUUAGAAACAGUCGAAUGCUCACUUUCCAAGCCUGUGUGACAAUUCUGUAGUGGUACAGUUUUAAACUUGUCAUGACUUGGAGUGCAUAUAAAACACAUUGGCAUAUUCUACGUCCCACUUCUGUUUGUGUUACAGUAACCAACUUCUGUGUGAAAUAUUUUGUAUUUCGGUAUUCUCAGAAAUAAUUGUUUUGAACCUAGGUUUCUGUUUUUAAGUGUGUUGACAAUAAAAUCAAAAAUGUUCAUUAAAAGUACUUUGUGGAA
Molecule: messenger RNA, 1626 nt
Organism: Phalacrocorax carbo (great cormorant)
Lineage: Eukaryota; Metazoa; Chordata; Aves; Suliformes; Phalacrocoracidae
Source: RefSeq, a predicted model, not a curated record